Molecule: messenger RNA, 390 nt
Organism: Blastomyces dermatitidis ER-3
Lineage: Eukaryota; Fungi; Ascomycota; Eurotiomycetes; Onygenales; Ajellomycetaceae
Exons: 1
Coding region: 1-390 (129 amino acids)
Source: RefSeq, a predicted model, not a curated record
AUGCCCAAUUGCACAGUCGGAAUGCGGAGCCGCGACAACUUACUGAAGCUGGGAGACAAGGUUCCUGUUGAGGAUAGACAAUCUCAAACGACGACUGAGGAUUUGAGAUUACACCAGGAAACCCUCCGCGCAUCUGUCCACCGUCUGCCUCAGCACUGGAGAGAUGCGUGUGAUAUUCAAACAAAAAGCGCUCGGCAUGAAGGCUUGGAAAAUGCGAAUGAGCAAGCCUCAGUUGCAGAUUCCAGGUCCAGGGCUCGCCGCGAUUGUUAUAUUUUGUUGGAAGCAUUGAAGUGCGAAGACAAGCGGUUAGACAGUGUGUGCGCGCUCCUCUGUAUGGCGUGGAAGAGUGGUCGACAUCAACCACCCAAUAGUGGACGAGGAUCACGAUAG